AUGGUGCCCGUCGGCGAGACCGUGCAUUCGGUCGGUCGUCGCGGUGGCCUCCUGGGCUUGGAUUGCCUUCCUCCCUGUGGGCCAGCGGGGAGCAUCUGCAGCGAGCUGCCCCUCCUCGCCGCAAACUCUGUGGGCGGGUGUCAGCCAAGGCCCGAGAAGAUGUCCUUCCUGCGGGGCCCUCGCCUGCUCCACGCCCUCCUCAUCGUCCUCCUCUUCCCUGGCCCUCCUGCCCCCCACCCUCCCUUCCGCAAGGGGGCCAGCGGGGCAGACGGCUCCUCCGACCCCGGCACAGAGUCCGACGCGCUCCCUCCCCCGCCCUCGGUCCCCGCCAAUGCCCGCCCAGACGCCAAGGGCCAGGUCUCCUCUGCCUCCACAUCUUCCCCCUUCCCCUCCCAACGCCGCCCCCCCGGCAAGCAGAAGCUCAGCAGCACCAUCCCCAUCCUGGGCAUCGCCCUCCUCCUCACGGGCCUGGCCGCCCUGAUCCCCUCCGCCCUCCUCUUCCCCGACGCCUCCAGCGCCUCCCUCCUCGCCUCCCUUCUCGCCCGGCUCCGCCCCCCUCCCGGGAUCGAGCCCUCUGGCGGUGACCUCUAUUGGCGCAUCUUUCUGGCCGGGGGCGUCUGCGCCAGCAUCAGCCACGGAUGGGCCGUGCCCCUGGACGUGGUGAAGACACGCCUGCAGACCGAUCCCGCCCGGUACCAAGGCCUGGGCAUAUGGGGUGCUUGCGAGAAGAUAAGACGAGAAGAAGGCCCGGGCAUGCUCCUCAAGGGGCUGGGCGCCACCCUGACAGGGUACUCGAUCCAGGGGUCGCUCAAGUAUGGGCUGUACGCCAUCUUCAAGAGCGUGGUGACCCGUCUCCUGCCUUGCUCCUCCAUCUUCGUCACCUGGGUUCUGGCCAGCAUGAUCGCCGACUGCAUCGCCAGCACCGCUCUCUGUCCCCUCGAGGCCACCCGCAUCCGCCUCGUAGCCGAUCCCUCCUUCGCCUCGGGCACCUUGGACGGCAUCGGACACUUGCUCCGAGAGGAGGGGUGCUCCAGCAUCUUCAAGGGCAUGCCCGCCAUCCUGGCCAAACAGCUUCCCUACACCAUAGUUCAACUCUGCGGCUUCGAGCUCAUUACACGCGUGUUCUACUCGUGGGAAGUGACCGCGCGUCUCGUCCACGCCCCCGGGCCCUGGCAGUGGCUCGUCUCCUUCGGCAGCGCCCUCAUCACGGCCGUGGUCGAGACCAUGCGAGAGGCGGUCCAAGAGCUGGGCCUCCGAGGGCUCUACAAGGGAACGAGAGCCCGGCUUUUGCACGUGGGCAUGAUCGUCACCAUCCAACUCGUCAUCUACGACUUUGUCAAGCAGCUGGUCGGCCUCCCGGCGACAGGCGCGCACUGAUGAGACAGAGAUUGCCAAGAGCUCUCAUUUCUUUCUCAUCCCUCUCACAAAUGGAGAGGAACAGGUUUUGGGACACCCAUCAUUCUGUCUGACAACAUUUUCGUCCCGUCUACGGACGAGCUUGUCAGAUCGAUGGAGAAACCUUGAUUAAAUGCGUACAAGAAGGACGGUAUAAACGGGGGGGGUACCUCCAAGCGCCUGACCACCACCACCACAAGAGGGAGGGAAGAGGCGGAUUGGGGCGCUGUGUGUAGACUACUAGACUAGAACAUCUCCGACACACAUUUCAUACACUGUAUUUGAAAAGCUAGGCCCUCUGAAAUAUCUGCGUCGGCCUUGGAAGUACGAGCUUGACUUAAGCAUGUUGAGCCGCUGAGGUCGACAGAGGGCGUAUCAUGAAUGUCGACGGGGCAAGGUGCCUGACGUCGUUUGUCCCAUUGGACGAGCUCAGGUCUAGUUGACAUUUACGCCACGUUUUGUGAAGCGAACGUUUCCAGGCGACGAUUGAGGUAGACAAAAGAAGGGAUAACAUCGCAAGAAAAA
Nannochloropsis gaditana CCMP526 is the source of this 1920-nucleotide messenger RNA. Its product is annotated as mitochondrial phosphate carrier protein. The coding region runs from base 1 to 1377 and encodes 458 amino acids. Gene Ontology annotation, molecular function: phosphate transmembrane transporter activity. The transcript has 12 exons. Gene Ontology annotation, cellular component: mitochondrial inner membrane. Gene Ontology annotation, biological process: mitochondrial phosphate ion transmembrane transport. The record is from RefSeq and is a predicted model, not a curated record.